AGUAGUUUGCCUCUCAAAAUGGCGGACGAACCAACACGGGAGUGGAGCGACGAGCAGCUCAAAAGUGAUGACUUGCCCAAAAAAGACGUGAUAAAGUUCAUCCAGGACAAUGCAGCACACUCGUUCCUCAAUGAGCACAAGCUGCUGGGAAACAUUAAAAAUGUGGCCAAAACAGCAAAGAAAGAGCAACUGCUUAAUGCCUACAACCAGCUCUUUGAGAGCAAAAGGUUUAAAGGUACAGAACCAGUUGAGGAAGUGACCGAGCAGGUUAGAACUGUGAAGAUUGAAGAAAAGCCCAAAGACGUCGAGGUUGUGGAUGAGGGUCCGCCCAAGUACAGAAAGUCAGUUUUGAAGAAGGGGGACAAGAGCAACUUUCCAAAGAAAGGCGAAAACGUGAGCUGCUGGUACACCGGAUCCCUGGAGGACGGAACCGUCUUCGACACCAAUAUUCCCACAACGGCAAGAAAGAAGAAGCAAAGCAAACCACUGACCUUCAAAGUUGGCCUGGGCAGAGUCAUCAGAGGAUGGGAUGAGGCCAUUCUGACGAUGAGCAAGGGUGAAACAGCCCGAGUGGAGAUUGAACCAGAGUGGGCCUACGGAAGGAAGGGUCUCCCUGACUCAAAAAUUCCACCCAACGCAAAGCUGAUCUUUGAAGUCGAGCUGGUGGCCGUGGAUUAACCGCCUCCUGCUGGCCAGCAUGCACCGCAGUUUGAGAUAGGAGGAAGAAAAUAUUGAAUUGCCUUGCUGUAAAGAUUGACGUUCCAAAUGUAUGGCAUUGUUUUUUUUUAAUUGCACCGUUAUGUUCCUUCUUUGUCUCAUUCGUCACCGGGUUACAAGAAACGGGCAGUUAUUACAGCGUUCUAAGUUUUGGCCAGAAUGUGAUGGCUUGUCAAUAAUGUACAUAUGAGACACCCUGAAACCUUAUUCCCUGCAUUUUCUUUUGGAUCUACAGUGUAAAUGAUUAAUAAACCUGUUUCAGAGACUAAA
Anoplopoma fimbria (sablefish) is the source of this 987-nucleotide messenger RNA. RefSeq names its product FKBP prolyl isomerase 3 (gene fkbp3). NCBI's taxonomy places the organism in Eukaryota, Metazoa, Chordata, Actinopteri, Perciformes, Anoplopomatidae. Gene Ontology annotation, molecular function: peptidyl-prolyl cis-trans isomerase activity. Bases 19 to 678 code for a protein of 219 amino acids. The transcript has 7 exons. The record is from RefSeq and is a predicted model, not a curated record.